Molecule: messenger RNA, 1060 nt
Organism: Brienomyrus brachyistius
Lineage: Eukaryota; Metazoa; Chordata; Actinopteri; Osteoglossiformes; Mormyridae
Product: piggyBac transposable element-derived protein 4-like
Exons: 2
Coding region: 412-846 (144 amino acids)
Source: RefSeq, a predicted model, not a curated record
UAUCUAGCGUGAACCCUGAGGAGAGGGUUACUUGGAAUUCAAUCAUGGCAAGGUACAGUGCUCAGGAGGUCGUCGACUUCGUUACGGGUGAGGAAACCAGCAGCUCCGAUGAGGAUAGUGUACAGCCCAGCAGUACAACACAGGAGGUUGAAGAGAUCUGCGCCGAGGACGAGAUCUUUCCCUCCCGCAAAAGCGAAAUAACAUGGACAACCAGAGCAGAAGAUCGUGCUGCAGGCAGACUGCCAGCACGACACAUCCUGAGGACACCUCCAGGACCAACGAGGCAGUGCGUGUCACAGGCAGGGGACAUUAUAUCUGCCUUCAAAGCUUUCCUGCCUAGAUCAAUAGAGAGCAUCGUUGUCAGCAUGACAAAUAUAGAAGGCAGAAAGGUUUACUAGCAGCUCGGUGGACAUGACAACUGUUGAAUUGGAUGCCUUCAUCGGCGUCUGCAUUCUAGCAGGCGUAUUCAAGUCCAAAGGAGAGUCCGUCGCCAGCCUUUGGGAAUCGAAAUUUGGGAGACCAAUCUUCCCAGCGAUCAUGAGCAGGGUGCGGUUUGAGCAGCUGACAGUGGCCCUAAGGUUUGACGACAAAGGAUCGUGGGCAAGUAGAAGAACGGCAGACAAGAUCGCACUUAUCAGAGACAUCUGGGACCUGUGGUCAGGAAAUCUCCCUGCGAUGUACAAUCUUGGCCACGACUUGACAGUGGACGAGUGCCUGGUACCAUUCAAAGGACGCUGCUCCUUCAGGCAAUAUAUGCCUCGCAAGCCUGGGAGGUACGGACAAAAAAUCUGGGCGCUGUGCGACGCCAGGACGAGCUACUGCUGGCGAGUGAAGCUGUACACGUGAAAGCCUCCGGAGGAGGCACGGGAGGUCGAUGUGGGUAAAAAAGUGGUGUUGGAACUGUCUGAGGGGCUGAGGGGGCACACCAUCACUCUUGAUAAUUUUUUCACCUCCUUCAGUCUGGGACAGGAGCUCCUCAAGCGCCACAUGACGAUGGUAGGCACUGUGCGCUGAAAUCGUCCAGAGCUGCCGCCUGCCCUGCUAGCAGCUAAGGGCAGGC